AACGCACAUCCCAUCACGAUGGCACGAAAGCUCGUGUGCCCUCUGAGCCUCACACUGCUCCCACUCGUCGUGGUCGCGGCAUGGAUGUGCGCGCUGCCGCUAAGCUCGGCUGCCCCCGACACGUCGCCGCCGACGACGACCACGGCUGCAGCAGCCGGAGACAGCCUGCCCGUGCCAGCUGCAGCAGGUGUGGUGCCGGCGGGUUCAACAACGGCAGCUGCUGAAGCGACAACACCGGUCACAGCGACGGUGUCCAAGAAGUUCCCGUUGGCUCCGCCGGACGUCGUGGAGCCGGCGGCCGGGGUGAUCACGGCGCUGCCUGUGCCGGUGCCGGAGACGCUUCCCAGCGCAGAAGGCCUCGGGUUCGGCCCCAACGGGUUUGGGACCAACGGAGGCUUCGGCGGCGGCGGAUGCUGCGGCGGGUUCGGGUACAAUGGCGGGCUUGGGUACAAUAACGGCUUCUUCAACUCGGCGCCGGCGAGAAGAUUGAGGCUGAGUGAUGUCUUGGCGCCUCUGCUCGUGGCUGGUGUAGCAGCGAUGUUUUAAGCGUGACUUGCUCUGCAUUUUUAUUUUUGGAAGAAAAGUAGGCAUAUACGUCUGCAUCAAGUAAUAUGUAUCACAGGUUAAGGUAUAAAGUAAAUACAUAUAUGAAUAUAAACAAUACGAUUUCCGAACUGUCUGCCAUGCAGCAA
Molecule: messenger RNA, 692 nt
Organism: Lolium perenne
Lineage: Eukaryota; Viridiplantae; Streptophyta; Magnoliopsida; Poales; Poaceae
Source: RefSeq, a predicted model, not a curated record